AUCUCUGGUGUCCUCUCUCUCUCCUCAGUCUCUCUCUCUCGGCAACCUCUCUCCGGCGACCCUCUCUCUCCGUCCAUCUUCUCUCUCCGGCAACCCUCUCUCUUCGGAUCUCUCCAGCGACCUCUCUCUCUCUCUCUCAGUCUCUCUCUCAGGCGCUCUCUCUCUCCGGGACCUCUUCCUCUCCGGCGACCUCUCUCUCUUGCUCAGGUUUCUCUCUCACUCGGCUCCGGCGACCUUAGCUCCGGCGCUCCGGCGACCUCUCUCUCUCUCGCUCAAUUUCUUUGAAGAUAGUUGCAGAAACCAUUGAAGAGAACAAUGACAUCCAUCCCUGGAUCUGAUAUUCUUAUAUGGAGUGACGAGCAAACACGGUUCUUUCUUCAACUAAGACUUGAUGAGAAUCUGAAAGGAAACGUGAGAAAACAGAUGGUUAAUGAGGCUGGGAGACAGGCGAUAAUGGAUAAGUUCUAUGAGGCAUUUGGUAUAAAAAUUCCAUGGAGAAAGUUUGGGAUAAAGUACAACACUUGUAAGAAGCAGUACGACUCUUUUAAGAAGCUGACUCGGAACAGAACGGGACUGGGUUUUACUUCUACUGGAUUCAUCAACAUGAGUGAUGACUGGUGGAAUGAGCGAUGUAAGGAGUGGCCUGGUGCUAGAAAAUUUAAAGACAAGCCGAUAGCAAACAUGGAUUUGAUGGAGAAGGUAUUUGGAACAGUUUAUAUUAGUGGAGGUGAAGGUUGGUCUGCACAGCAAGGUGAAGAGGCUUUAGACACAAAGCAUGCAGAUGAUGAAGAUGAAGAUGAUGCUGAGUCAAGGCGUGAUGUCCCUACUCAGGAAGCUGUUGGAGAUGAAUCAAGGCGUGGUGUCCCUACUCAAGAAACUGAUGUUGCAUCUGAAUCAAGAAAUGCUGGAUCAAAGAAUGUUGGCCCUUCUUCUUCCAGGUCAAAGGUUAACAGGAAAAGAUCAAGGGUUGUACAAGCAGGAAAAGCUGUGGCUGAUGUGAUCAGGGAGAGUGUUGAGUCUCGAGACAAGAUUCUUUCCCACAAGAAUCAUCUAAUAGAGAACCAUCCUGAGUUUAGUUGUAGUCAACUUCGAGCUAUGGAGGUUCUACACUCCUUGCCUGCUAUAAGAAUGUGGUCUCCUCUUUACAAAGCCUCGACUAACCAUCUCAAAGAAGAUGCUGCAAAUCGUCAAACUUUCUUGUUCUAUGGAGAUAAUGAGAACAGGGUUCCCUAUUUGGAGUAUGCAACUGGUGAAAGCAGAGAUGCAUGAGGAGUUGUUUAUGUUUAUGUCUUUGUCUUAGUAUAGUAUGAACUCUAGAAUGAAUCUUGUUUUAAUGACUAUGUUUAUGACAAUAUUUAUAUGAGUUUCACUCUGCUGAAAUGUGUUGUUUAUAUUUAUUUUGAAGUGGCAAUGCAACUCUAUUGGAUAAGCAGUUCUUACAAGCGUUCUUACAAGCAGCUCUUACACUUCUAGCUUAAAGUCUCCAAGAUACAAUGAAUAGUAAGGUAUGUAG
Raphanus sativus (radish) is the source of this 1513-nucleotide messenger RNA. RefSeq lists its product as uncharacterized. Bases 316 to 1269 code for a protein of 317 amino acids. The record is from RefSeq and is a predicted model, not a curated record. NCBI's taxonomy places the organism in Eukaryota, Viridiplantae, Streptophyta, Magnoliopsida, Brassicales, Brassicaceae. The transcript is spliced from 5 exons.